Molecule: messenger RNA, 712 nt
Organism: Cydia amplana
Lineage: Eukaryota; Metazoa; Arthropoda; Insecta; Lepidoptera; Tortricidae
Product: calaxin-like
Exons: 5
Coding region: 44-712 (222 amino acids)
Molecular function (GO): calcium ion binding
Source: RefSeq, a predicted model, not a curated record
UCACAGCAGUAAUAUUAUUCGAAGUGUUAAUUAAUUACACACGAUGUCGGCUUCAUUGGAUUCAUCUUUGGACCCUAUGGAGGAAAUCCGCUUCCGAAAGAAAAAUGGACAAAUCUGGGCAGAGAUACAGAAAGAAACGCAUUUUACUUUUGAUGAAAUAGAACAAAUAAUGGUGAUAUUUUUCAAGAUACAAAAGCGUGAUGAGAAACCUGCCGGGCCUGAUUUGAUUUCACGAGGUCACUUCCGUGACGUGCUGCAUACCGGGCUGGGCAUGACGGACGCAUAUAUGAUGGAGCGCGUCAUGGUGGCUCUGGACCGAGGCACGUCGCCCUACGUCACGAUGGCCACCUUCGCCAAGGCCAUGUCGCUCUACCUGCGAGGAAACCUGGAGGAGCGUAUCACAUACGCAUUCACGUGCUACGACUUAUUGAGUGAAGGUCACUUACGAAGAGAAACAAUGUACCAGCUGAUGAAGAAAAGCCUGGCAAAGGCAUCCCGAGACGACGACGUUGAAGAGGCAGUUAAGGAAUUCGUCGAUAUAAUGUUGAAGAGAAUGGACGUAGACCUGGACGGGGUGAUCAACUUCCAGGACUUCCAUACGGCCGUGGUGAAGACGCCCUCGCUGUUGGAGAGCCUCGGCUACUGCCUGCCGGAGCGCACGGCGGUCUACUCCUUCAUCGCCACCUGGUGCCCUUUGUGGGAAAAAAUGUGA